Zootermopsis nevadensis is the source of this 3572-nucleotide messenger RNA. The record is from RefSeq and is a predicted model, not a curated record. Lineage: Eukaryota; Metazoa; Arthropoda; Insecta; Blattodea; Termopsidae.
AAUGAGUUUGAUGAGCAGAACCAGUAUCGCAUUACGUGAGUACAGUUGGACUGACGAGCCUGAUUGUGAUGUCUCGUUCCUGUUUAGGCAGUCAACAUGGACAAAUCGAAGUGGUCACGUGACGCUGGAUGGCGGACGAGGAAGAGUACGGUGAACUGGCAGAGAUCAACUUGUCUCAGUAUGGUGGCCGCUGGGGACGGAGUCCAGGCGGGGGCAGUGUCAGCGUCAUUAACAGCCCACACCACCUUCACAACUCCACGUCCCGCUUCUCGUCACAGCCCCCUCACCAGCCCUCCCACCGAGCGGGGAGUUAUGAGGCAGAGGACAUACUGUACUCCCGGGGAGGCGGUUCCUCCCGCGGGCGAUCGGGCCUUUACUACUCCCCACCCGGAACUUCCUACACUAUUGUGGAACGUCCCACCACCGCUCCCACUCCGGGCAAGCACCCGCGCGGCACGUAUCUGGGUUCCUCCGCCACGUUCAACAACGCCCGGGCGAACCAUCACCACCACCACCACCACCACGCGGGUUCGAACGGAAAGAAACCGCCCAUAUCCCCGGAACAGGUGCUGAGGUACUUUGGGUCGGGGGGCGGCGGCAGUGCGAGCAACAAGAUGACUCACCACGCGGCGGUAGGGAGGAGAAGCGCGGUGUCCAGCCCCGCAAGCAGCCCGCAGCAGCACCACCAUAAUCUCAACAUGCACCAGGACCUGGUGGUGCGGACUGUCAACAUGAUGCGGCCUCCGGAGACAUCCCACGGCUUCGGGAUCUGCGUUAAGGGCGGGAAGGAUUCGGAUGUCGACGGAGUCGGGGUUUACAUCUCGAGGGUGGAGGAGGGCAGUGUGGCGGAAAGAGCUGGGUUGCGGCCCGGAGAUACCAUUCUCGAGGUCAACGGAACACCCUUUUCCACCAUCUCCCACGAGGAAGCUCUGAAGAUGCUCAAGUCAUGUCGGAAGCUGAGCAUGACGGUCAAAAGUCCAAAUCUGCAUCUCCAGCCAGCAACCGAUCGCCCUCUCUCUCACCAGGGGGGACCCUGGAUCGUACGUCAGACGUAUUCGUGGAUGGACCGCCAGGGACGUCCUGUUUCUCCGCCGCUGGAGUACGCUCAAGCGACGCCACCUGUCGUGGUGGCUACGCCCCCUCCCCCUCCAGCACCGCGUUAUUACUCACGCGCUAGUAAGGAGAAAGUAAAUACCCGGAAGGUGGAGCUGAGCAUCGAACCAGGCCAGAGCCUGGGCCUGAUGAUUCGUGGUGGCGUUGAGUAUAACCUGGGGAUCUUCAUCACCGGCGUCGAUAAAGACUCGGUGGCAGACCGCGCCGGUCUCAUGAUCGGCGACCAGAUCCUGGAGGUUAACGGACAAUCGUUCCUGGAUGUGACUCAUGACGAAGCGGUAAAUCAGCUCAAGUUCCAUAAACGAAUGACUCUCACAGUUCGCGACGUGGGCAAGGUGCCGCACUCCUGCACGGCGUACGACGACGUGCAGCCCUGGGAGUCUCACAGCCCGGGCCGUGGCGCACGGAAGCCCCGCUCGCCUGCACUGCAGAUGGUCGAAGAAAAGGCAAGAGUCGUCUUGAAGAAGAGCGAGUUCACCACCUUGGCCUACUACCAGGAGGAGUACUCGGCCAGACAGAUGACCAUCGAGGCCUUCGUGGCGGUGUUACUUGAACUGCUCAACACACCUGAGAAGUAUACCCUCCUCACCGAACUGCGGGAAGUUGUCCUGCCAGAGGAUCGAUCCCGGUUCGACGAGCUGGUGUACCGGCGUGAGGCUGAGGGACAACGCUGUCGAGAGUUCAGGGACAUGUUGGACCAGCGGGAACACGAACGCCAAGGUCACGCAGUGCCCAGGUUGCAGAGGAAGGGGGGCGGAGUGCUGCAGGGAAAUGACAACAACCAUGCGCUGCUUCUGUCUAACAUCCACGACAUUCCAGGACCGCCAGAGCUGACCUAUCAAACGUCUCGUCCCUACAAGUUUCCUGAAGGUGGUGUCACCUAUGAACAGUUUAACGAACCGGAAGAAUACCGUACUCCGAGCGAGGACUCGGGGGUGGGUAUGGGCCCCCCUGAACUCAUUACGAGAGUUUUACCCACGGGGGACUGGCAGGGGGGCUCCCCCUCUACCUCCUCGCAUCUCGACAAGCGCACCUCGGACCUGGCGCUCUCCAACGACGAGGAGUUUGACACCGGCCACCAGGAUUACAACAGCCCCGACCGGGACGCGCCGGGUUCUCGAUCCCGGCGCCACUCCAGCCCCGGCGACAGCCGAAGGGGAAGUGGCGCCGAUUUGGAGGAGCCACCCUACGCAGAAGACGCCAACAUGAGCGGCUACCUUGACGGCCUGCGCUCCCAGUUGGGAGGCUGGACGCAGAAAGUGAAGUCUUGGUAUUGGGGAAGGCCUCUCGAGUUGGCACAUAAGCUGAGUCGGAGCUUCGAUAUGAAGGAAGACCAGGACCUGUUAGAAACUGAAGCAUCCACUAUGAUACACCAGCAGUCCAUGCAGCGCCUCUCCAAAGGGGAACAAGUGGAUUUCCACGUGGAUGAGGAGUCGGGUGCACUUGUCGUGCCUGAUCAGCAGGGUAACCUUCGGAUAACUGUCAAGAAGACAAAACCUAUCCUUGGGAUUGCCAUCGAGGGCGGUGCCAACACUAAACACCCUCUGCCUCGCAUAAUCAACAUCCAUGAAAAUGGUGCUGCAUUUGAAGCUGGUGGCCUGGAAGUUGGGCAGCUCAUACUGGAAGUGGAUGGACAGAAAGUUGAGGGUCUGCAGCAUCAAGAUGUGGCACGGCUGAUAGCAGAAUCAUUCGCCCGGCGGGAACGCCAUGACAUCGAAUUCCUUGUGGUUGAAGCCAAGAAGUCCAACUUGGAGCCAAAACCAACAGCACUUAUCUUCCUAGAAGCCUAGCAGCUGCUCUCCCUGCCCUGAGCCUGAGGUGCCUCUAAGUGGACCCCUUGCAACCUGCUCCUCUUCUCACGAAGUAGCCUUAACUUGUUGUUGGUGUGAUGACAGAAGUAGCCUUAGUUGUACCUGGUUUGACUCAUGUGGUGAGUGGGGUAGUGUUAUCUGUGUGUGAGGGGUUAAAUUGCAUGUGCCCAGGUUCAAGGUUAGGGAGCUCUAUUUGGCCUUUUUUCUCCCUUCCAUACAUCUGAUCAUUUUUAAGAUGUUAUUUGGAGGGAACAGAACCAAAAACAGUGUGGUCUGUUAGUGACUCCAUCAAACGUGCCAAAGAAAUGAAGAAGAGAAAAGCAGCUUAAUAUUUUGUGCUUACAGUUGCAAGUUUCCUACACUAUUACAUAUGUAUGCAUACUGUUCUACAACUUAAUGCCUUUAUAUGUGGCCAAAGCCUCGUCUUGUUGUACAGUACCAAUCCGUGUUGCAAAUCUUAUUUAUCAACUGUUAUGCUGAUGUCAGGGCUCACCAUGUCCCUUCAGUAGCAAGCCAGGUUCCUGAAAAUCUGUUAUUUCCUUAUGACCACAAUUGGAUUACAUCUUAAGAAACUAAACCUUGGAAUGUAAGAUUUGAGGUUUUCACAGUGGUGAGUAUGAAGAUUUCUGGGUUGUUACGCUGUGUAGU